This is a messenger RNA of Drosophila innubila, 6413 nucleotides long. It is a transcript of the gene Hecw, whose product is annotated as E3 ubiquitin-protein ligase HECW2. Gene Ontology annotation, biological process: regulation of dendrite morphogenesis. The record is from RefSeq and is a predicted model, not a curated record. Gene Ontology annotation, molecular function: ubiquitin-protein transferase activity; protein binding. Bases 173 to 4852 code for a protein of 1559 amino acids. NCBI's taxonomy places the organism in Eukaryota, Metazoa, Arthropoda, Insecta, Diptera, Drosophilidae. The transcript is spliced from 5 exons.
AGCUAAGUUGUCAACAGUGACGACGCAGCAGCGCAGCCAAAGGACAGUAGCAGCCAAUAUUAUGCGAAACAGAAAAUCUAUAAAAAAGUAGAGCAGCAGCAGCAGCAGCAGUUGGGGCGGGGUAAGCAGGAGCAGCAGGAGCAUCAGGAGCAGCAGCAGUAGGAGCAGCAGUAUGGAGUCUCCAGCGAAUGUUCCUGUAACGACUGUCAUAACUGGCUACUUGGGUGAGAAUCCAACGCAUGCUGAGCAUGACAACCAAGUGACAACAACGCAUCUGAACGAGCAGGAAGCAAAUAAUGAUGAUGAUGAAGAUGGGGAUGAUGAGGAUGACGAUACCAAGGAUGCUUAUUACGAGGCGCGCAAUGGCAAUGAAAGCGAUGAGCUUGAAACGGUAUUCCAAAGUUCGUUGACUUUGGCCAGUGACGUCAGAGUAAAUAUUUGUGAUGCAGAAGCUGAAGCAAAGGCAGAUGAUGAUGAUGAUGAUAAUGAUGUUCAUAAUGAUGCUGUCAAUGUUGCUGAUGAUGAGACGCUGACUGAAGAUGCGCGCGCAGAGCAGCAACUGCCAGUGGAAACGAAUCCAACUCCAAGAGACUUGCAAACUGAAACAAACAACGAAACAGCACCAGCCACUGCAACUGCAACUUUAGCCUCCAAUGUCAAUGAGCUGCCACGACAGCGGCACCAGCAUCAGGCGCUGCUCUCGACCAAGUCCUGUGAGACUCCCGCAUCCGCAACUGCCACAACGCUGUCGCCGACGAGUUCCUGUAACGGCAGCAUUGGCAGCGAUGGCAGCUGCAGCGUUGGCGGCGGAGCACGUCGCAAAUCCUGGACAUUGUCGCCACAGAAUGUCAUUUCCAAGAAGAAAACUAAAGCAACGGGAGCAGCAGCAGCAGCAGCAGUUGCCAGUGGAACCAUGUCCAAUGCAACCAUGUCCAAUGGCGACAGUUUCAAUUUGUGGGUGGCACGUGAAUGCUUUGAAACAGUGCCUGCUGAAAUGGUGGAUACACUAAGCGUUGCCGAGCUGCAGGACCAGCAGCAGCAGCAGCAUCAACAGCAGGAGGAGCAGGCGGAGCAGGACGUUGAGGAUGUGGACGUGGAUGUGGAUUUGGAUGAAGAUGCCGCUGCCGUUGAGAGUCUGCUGGGCGCAGCGGCUGCUCUGCAAGCGAGUGCCUGCAUCAGCGGCGGCAUCCAGAGUCGACAGAAGCAUCAUCUGCGACAGCCUGCUCAGCACCGUCCACUGGAACGCUCCUGGCCACCGCGUGCCAUUGGCAGGGAUUACAAGCUACAGGGCGAUGUCUUCAAGUUCGACAUACUCGACACGGACGAGCGUCUGCAUGGAUGCGAGGAUGUGGCCAGCUAUAGUGGCGCCAGCAGCAGCAACAGUUCUCCACUCCGUUUCCCAGGACAGCCGGAAGCGAGUCCACCGCCCAUGCGCUUCAAGCCCUUGAUCCAGAAGAAGAUUGGACCCGAUAGUUACAUCAAUACGAUCAGCACACAAAAGGUGCCAGCUCACUUGACCUAUGAGUUUCCCACGUUCCCGCUGCAGGAGCAGCACAAUAGUAUUCCCAGCACAAGUGUCGCCACGUCCAAUGGAAUCGGUGUUCAUCAGUUUCCCUAUUUGCGACAGCAUCGUCCCCUGACACGUGCUCUGUCCAAUGGCAAGGCAUCAUGCGGAACGGAUGAGCAACAUCAUCUCACCGGUGGUAGCAGUAAUUCACCACGUUUGCUGCUGUCACCGAAGCUACAACGUAGUCCACCUUCCGGUUGCUCCACACGCAGUGCCUCGCCGCUGGAUCUCAGCCUGAGUCCGGAGCAGCAUUCGCCGACGCGUGGACGUGGAGUUGGUGGCCUUGAGUCAAUGUUGCCUUUGCCUUUGGCUCAGCCGCCGCCUCCGGGCACGUCCACAUUCCACGCCCAGCGGCCGCAGCAGCGACUGCUCAAGCGUGUUGGCGGCGGAGGAGGAGGAGGAGGAGGAUGCACUGGUGGUGGUGCUGGUGCUGGUCUCGUCUGUCCGCCCACGCCCACACAUCAUGCACGGCGUCAUGCGCGUCUUCAAGCCGUCACUGCCAAUUCCGUUGCCAUUGGUGCAGCGGAUGCCAACUCUAGUCAAUUGCAGACGCCACCCGGCUCGCCAUCUCAGCUCGUUGCCCGAUCCGUCCAGGAUGUGGAUGACAACAACGAUAUGGUGCACUUGAGCAGCACACGACUGCCGUCCAUCCCAGAACGCAGUGCAGCCGCUGCAGCGGCGGCGGCAGCAGCAGCAGCCGCAGCGGGCGCAGGCAUUAUGGAAAGCAGCGGAGGAUUUGGAGGAGUGGGGGGAGUGGGAGCAGGGGGCGGUGUUGCGGAGCCAUUGCCGCCAGCUUGGGAGGCACGCAUGGACAGUCAUGGGCGCAUAUUCUACAUUGAUCACACCACACGCACCACAUCCUGGCAACGACCUGGUCCCAGCACGGGACCUGGCGGACGCGAGCAGCAUCAUCGCCAGCAGCUGGACAGACGCUAUCAGUCCAUCAGACGCACGAUUACCAAUGAGAAUCGCUUGUCCCUGCCAGCUGCUCCAGAGCCGUCCCAGCUUUACAAUCUGCCACGAGGCGGGGCACAGUCAGCUGUUGCUGCCGCAUCUGGAUCCGGAUCUGGAGCUGUGGCGGGAGCGGGAGCGGCAGCAGCAACAGCAGCUGAAGCAACUGGAGCAGCUGGUGGAGCACCUCCUGCAGCACUUAAUCUGGCCAUACAUCCGGCGGUGAUGAUGCUGUGCCGCCCGGAUUUCUAUUCCCUGUUGCAUACGAAUGAGGCAGCAUUGGCCAUUUACAAUCGGAAUGCGGCAUUGAAGCACAUGGUGAUGCGGAUUCGACGGGAUCCGCAGUGUUUCCAGCGGUAUCAGUACAACAAGGAUCUGGUCGCCUUGGUCAACACAUUCGCCCAGCUGACCAGGGAUUUGCCCUCGUGCUGGGAGACCAAAAUGGAUCAGACGGGCAAACAGUUCUUUAUCGACCAUCAGCACAGGAAGACCUCGUUUAUGGAUCCCCGACUGCCCGUCGAGUGUCCACGUGUCGUGCGUCAUCGCCAGCAGCAACAGCAAUACUUGCAACCACAAACACAAACACAACCGCAUCCGCAUCCGGAUCUCGUCGAUGGCAAUUGUCUGUCGGCCACCAGUGGUCACAUCAAUGCCAGCUCCAGUUGCUCCUCCACUGCAUCCGCCUCCGCCUCCGUAUCCGUCUCCGGUGUGCCUCCGCUGCCCCCGCCACGCCCCUGCCGUGGCAAUGUCCAUCCGUCGGCCGCCACCCACAAUUGCACCACGGCGGCGGCUAUCGCUUGUGCCUUGAGCUUGAGCGGCGCUGCCGGCGGCUCCAGCGUCUCCAAUGCCAGUGGAGCCACUGCCUCCGGCUACGAGGAUGUUCCGAUUGCCUACAACGAAAAGGUUAUUGCAUUUCUGCGGCAACCAAAUAUACUGGAGAUUCUGCGAGAACGACAUGGUCAACACACGGUGUCCCGUUCGCUGCGUGAGAAAAUAAACAUACUGAGGGUGGAGGGCGUGCCAGCGUUGGAGCGUCUGGGUCAUGACCUACAAUUGACCAUAUUGCUCAGCUUGUUCGAGCAGGAGAUCAUGAGCUAUGUUCCUAUUGAAGAGCGCAGUCCACAAGGUUCGCCGGUGCUCAGCUCGAGGAUGCCUCAAAGGGCGCCGCCGCCAUUCCGUCGUGACUUUGAAGCCAAAUUGCGCAGCUUCUAUCGCAAGCUGGAGUCCAAGGGUUAUGGCCAAGGGCCGCACAAGCUCAAAUUGCACAUACGUCGCAGUCAUCUGCUGGAGGAUGCAUUCCGUCGAAUAAUGUCGGCGAACAAGAAGGAUUUGCAGCGUGGUCGUCUGGCCGUGCUGUGGGACACGGAGGAGGGCUUGGACUAUGGCGGACCGUCGCGUGAAUUCUUCUUUUUGCUGUCCCGCGAGCUAUUCAAUCCGUAUUAUGGACUCUUCGAGUACUCGGCCAAUGAUACGUACACGGUGCAAGUGUCGCCAUUGUCCGCAUUUGUGGACAACUGUCAUGAUUGGUUUCGGUUUAGUGGCCGUGUGUUGGGUCUGGCUUUGGUGCAUCAGUAUCUGUUGGAUGCAUUCUUCACGCGACCCUUUUACAAGGCACUCCUACGUCUGCCCGUUGCCCUCAGCGAUCUGGAGUCGCUGGACAAUGAGUUCCAUCAGUCGCUGCAAUGGAUACGAGACAAUGACAUUGGCACCGGCAUCGAUCUCGGUCUCACCUUCUGUGUCACCGAGGAGCUGUUGGGUCGAGUUGUCGAGCGUGAGCUGAAAGCCGGCGGCAAGAAUAUCAUUGUGAAUGAGAAGAACAAAAAGGAGUAUCUGGAGCGGAUGAUCAAGUGGCGUUUGGAGCGUGGUGUUCAGGAGCAAACGGAAUCGUUGGUGCGCGGCUUCUACGAGGUGGUCGAUGCUCGACUCGUCUCCGUCUUCGAUGCCCGCGAACUGGAGCUGGUCAUAGCCGGCACCGCGGAGAUCGACACCAACGAUUGGCGCCUGAACACGGAAUAUCGUUCGGGCUAUCAUGAUAACCAUCAGGUGAUCAUUUGGUUUUGGCAGGUGAUCGAGCGUUUCAGCAACGAGCAGCGACUGCGUCUGCUACAGUUCGUCACGGGCACCAGCAGCAUACCCUACGAGGGAUUCUCCGCCCUGCGAGGCUCCACAGGUCCUCGACGAUUCUGCAUCGAGAAGUGGGGCAAACCGAACUCUCUGCCUCGGGCACACACCUGCUUCAAUCGCCUCGAUCUGCCGCCGUAUCCGACACCGGAGCUGCUCUACGAGAAACUCUUGCUUGCCGUCGAGGAGACAAACACUUUUGGCAUUGAAUAGAGACUUGAAUGUGAUGUUGUGAUGUUGUUCAUUGUUGCCAGCGCGUUAACAUUUACUUUUAAUAUUAUUAUUAAUAUUAUGAUUAUGGACGUAUUUAUUGUACUACUUACACAUGUAUUUGUAGCUUCUGGCCAGCUCAACUCGACUGUUUUAGCCUGAUUUGUUGGCAACUUGAAUUUGCUUUGCUUUUACAAUUACCAUUACCAUAAUCACUACCGUUAACUUUACUGCUACUUUUACAGUUACCUCAAAACGUUUCAAUUUUUUUUUUACAAGUCAUUAGACCUAAGAUUCUUUACCCACACCCCCCUUUCACUAAACCAAUGAAAAACUGCAGUCCCUAGAACUUAAGGACAUAAGACUCUGACUUGAACCAUUUUGAAUUUAUUUUUUUAAAGUUCAGGUUCAUAACCUAGAAAAAGCUUUAACGCUUUGAAUUAAAUUUUAUUAUUAUUAUUAUUAUUAUUAUUUUUUUUUUUAACUGCCUAAAGGAACUUUGCAAACUAAACUUAAAACUCGACUCGAAAUCUUAGAAACAUUAAAACGUUUUCUUAGCAUUCCAAAACCAAAAAAAAAAAAAAACAAACAAAAACAAGAAUUGAAACUUAAAUGAAAUUUAGAGAAAAAGAAACGUGAAUAUAAGAGGAAUAAACCUUUGAAAAAUUCUACGCCAAUACUUAAAUAGCUUGUAAUUCUUUAGCCUUAAAACCUCUUUAGAUGCAUUCCAUUUUUGGUUAUAGAAUAUAUGGAAAAUACGUAAUAUUAGUUGUAUUUGAAAACUAUAAACUUAAACUAAUACUAAAUUAAGUUAAUUGUUUUAAAACAUAAGCUCUUGUAACGAUGAUUUACGCCAUAAAGAACUAACAGCUCUGUCUACAAUCGUAAAUAAAAGAAGAAGCUAUUAAAUCGAACAUCUCUAAUAUUGCUGAUCUUUAGAAACUAAAAUUUUUCAAUCUCUGCAUCAUCAUUCAACCCAUCAUGCCUUAUUUGAAGUUAAGAUAAUUCUGCUUUCUUCAAAACUUAAUCUUAUAUAACAUUAGCUGAGAGCGAAAUAGAUAAAUAAUUGUUAGCAAUAUGCAGAAAAAUAUUACUUAAAAAUUUUCAUUUUAUCUUUAUAUAUCUGGUGAAGUAUUGAUCUAUGUAUUGAAAAAAAGUUUUAAAAAAAAGAUGAUCUGUUCUCUAUAAGCUUAAGUGUAAGCUUAUUGAUAAGGAAGUAGAAUUAUUCAAUUUAUAAACGAUGGUUUGGAUAAUGAUGGAGAGACUGAAAAAUCUUGUUGUAGUGAUCGGCAAAAAUAUUAGAAUUGAUUGAUCGCAAUCACAUAAAUUGGUCCAGUGCGUUGCUUUGGCUUUAUUGGUUUUUUCGGCGCAUAUUUAAAUUAAUAUAUAUACAAACGAAUUCAUAAAAUAUAUUAGCUAAUAAUAUUUGAAAAUAACCAGAACAUUUUUAUGAUCGAGUACCGCGAACAACAACAACUACUAAAUGGUGAUUUGUUUACAUGUAUUUUGGCAUAAGUUAAACACAAAUAAAAUGGAAAGAUAGCAAAUGACUUAAAGAGAGAGA